Messenger RNA from Capsicum annuum, 516 nucleotides. Its product is annotated as agamous-like MADS-box protein AGL62. The record is from RefSeq and is a predicted model, not a curated record. Gene Ontology annotation, molecular function: DNA-binding transcription factor activity, RNA polymerase II-specific; RNA polymerase II cis-regulatory region sequence-specific DNA binding; protein dimerization activity. The transcript has a single exon. Gene Ontology annotation, biological process: regulation of transcription by RNA polymerase II. Lineage: Eukaryota; Viridiplantae; Streptophyta; Magnoliopsida; Solanales; Solanaceae. The coding region runs from base 1 to 516 and encodes 171 amino acids.
AUGAAGAAUCAAAAUAACAUAUCUGCGACAUUUUCUAAAAGGCGUGAUGGCCUUUUUAAGAAGGUGAGUGAGCUCUCCACCCUCUGUGGUGUUGAAAUUGCAACUGUAGUUUUUUCCCCAUCUAAAACAAGUGUUUAUUCUAUCGGACACCCUUGUGUCCUUUCGGUGGUAGAUAAGUUUCUGAAUCCUCCACCUGAUAUCGAUAGUCCACAACCUCUCGCCAAGCCUUAUCAAAAUAAGGAUGUAACCAAAAUGGAGAAGCUGAUUGAAGCAGAGGAAAAACGUGCUUUAAGGCUUCAGUCAACAAAUACAAAAGGCUCAUAUGAAGGGCUAAAUUAUUUUCAACUUCAAGAACUGAGUGACAUCCUAGAAGCAAAAUUGAAGAUGACUGAAAGAGUAGAGAUCCAACAAAAGAAGAGUGGUAUUCCAUUUUCUUUCAAAUCUUAUGGAUAUGCCUUAGCUCCUAGAGAAAACAUUUUGUCCACUUCUGAUGUUGGACCAUCUAGAUCUAAUUAA